Messenger RNA from Angiostrongylus costaricensis, 618 nucleotides. The record is from the annotation of a GenBank genome assembly. Lineage: Eukaryota; Metazoa; Nematoda; Chromadorea; Rhabditida; Metastrongylidae.
AUGUUCUACCUUACCUUCAAAACCACAUUUCAGAUUGAUGCACGGGUUUUCCAUGAGAACUGCAUCCGGUGCCGUGUUUGUCAUGUCCAACUGCUGGACAAAUGUUACGAAAGAGGAGGCCAACUAUUCUGUAGCAUUCAUUAUUUCAAAGAUUGCAGUCCUCAUCAGUGUUCUGGAUGCAAACUUGGUAUUUCUCCCACUGAUAUGGUAUACAAGUUAAAAACUGGUAUGGUGUUUCAUGUGGAUUGUCAUGCCUGCAUUCGAUGUGGCUGCCGCCUCUAUCCGGGCGAGCAGAUCCUGGUCGACGAAGUCGAACGAACCGAGAUGGACUCAUUCGGGUACAAUUUUGAUUCGUACACUUUCUCGGAGUUCUGCGACGAUGAGAACAAAUUUCUGAAGCGGAGAGGACCCCGCACAACGAUAAAACAGAACCAGCUUGAUGUGUUAAAUCGAAUUUUCUCUUCCACGCCAAAGCCUUCAAAGCAUGCACGUGCCAAACUUGCGCUCGAGACCGGACUCACUAUGAGAGUUAUUCAGGUAUUUCAUUCUUUAGAAUCGUACACACAGAACUCAAGAGGUGAAGGAAGAACAUUUGCACACAUUUGUGAUCAUUUGUGA